This is a messenger RNA of Conger conger (European conger), 1460 nucleotides long. RefSeq names its product EEF1A lysine methyltransferase 3-like. The transcript is spliced from 3 exons. Gene Ontology annotation, molecular function: protein-lysine N-methyltransferase activity. Gene Ontology annotation, cellular component: cytoplasm; cytosol. Gene Ontology annotation, biological process: peptidyl-lysine methylation. The coding region runs from base 344 to 1030 and encodes 228 amino acids. The record is from RefSeq and is a predicted model, not a curated record. Lineage: Eukaryota; Metazoa; Chordata; Actinopteri; Anguilliformes; Congridae.
UUAGCGCAGAGAGAACGUGGUAGUUAGCAAUGUGCUGCUAGCGUGGAGGUAGCUAGCUAUAAAGAACAACGCUCUUAUUGCAAGAAGAAAUGUAAAAAGAACGUACGCCUGCAAAACAUGGAAUAUUAUUUUUGUUUCAUAGACUAUUUUUAGUUGGCUACUGUAAUUCUGCGACGCCACGUGACUUAGAUGUAACCAGUAUUGCGAAGAGAGCGUGUCUAGCAGCGCUGGCUAAAGCGUUAAAUGUAGCUAAAUUAGAUAUAGUUUGGUUUUGGCCAGUUCUAAUCUGCAUUUAACAUAUUUGGACGUCUGUGGAACCUUUAAGUCUACCAGUCUUUCUACAAUGAGUUCCGGUUGUGAACAAGAGGGAUAUCCAUUUAAUAUGGGUGACGAGUUGUUUGCGGAUACGUUUUCUGAAGAGGUCAUUUACAGAUUCAGCGGCGAAGAGUUAAAGAUCAGGCAGGUUUUCAGCGCUAAUCUCGGCGUGGCUGCGCAAGUAUGGGACGCUGCACUUUGCCUGUGUCGUUACUUCGACCACCUCGACCUUAAAGGAAAGCGAGUAGUUGAGUUGGGGGCUGGCACUGGCAUUGCUGGCAUUUUGGCCGCACGAUUAGGAGCUGAAGUGACCUUGACUGACCUGCCCCAUGCAGUUCCUCAGCUGCAGAAAAAUGUCUCUGCAAACAUGCCCCGGUCAGGGUGGCCCUUCGCCACACCCACGGUCCUCCCCCUCUCCUGGGGCCUGGAUCAGGAACAGUUCGCCUCAGACUGGGAUUUGGUCCUGGGUGCUGACAUUGUCUACUUGUCAGACACAUACCCUCUCCUGAUGGACACCCUUACAUAUCUGUGCCAGGAGGGGGCAGUGGUGUACCUGUCAUCCAUGAUGCGCAGGGAGCAUGGGACACCAGUUUUCUACGACAAAAUCCUGCCCCGGCAAUUCGACACUCAGCUUUUGUGUAGUGAUCCUGCCAAAAAUAUACGCCUCUACCAUGCUACUCUGAGAAAGGAACUGCGCAAAAAGAGAGACAUUUGAGCUCACUGACACUAGUGUGACGCAUUGGGAUAAAGUGUGUGAGCACGUAAUGACUGGAGCACAGGAGGAAGGAAGAAGUAAAUGGUUUUUAAUGAGACCUGAUGAGUAUUGUGUAGGCUGUGACGGUGUGAAGCUUUCUAAAGCCUUUAUCAGGAAGACUUUAAUCAUUAUCAGGCCUGACAUAAUUGAGCAGUUUCCCUGAAUGCUUUGUAUUUCACUGAUAAAAGUGAAAACCUUUAUGAUCAGAACUUUGGUAUUUAAAAAAAUAUAUUUUGUGCAGGAUGUCACAUGAAUUUAAUUUACAUGGUUUUUAUUAAAAAAUGUAUAUAUACAAAUAUAUAUAUAUUAAGUGUUUUAUCAUUUUAAAUGUAACAUGAAUGAAUUAACAAAAAAGGAAGUGAUUAAACCAUAUUACUGCCGUUUCCAAUCA